CCAAUUUCUUGACGGUGGGCUGUUUCCCAUUCCGUAACAAGAAAAACCCAAUUUAAACCCCAAACACAAAACGCAAACCCUCCUCCUCCGUCUCUUCUAUUCCGCCUCUCUCAGCCGCCAAAAUGUGGCGGAGUAUAGACGCUCACCUUAAAGCCAUUCGCUUACCUGUCCGUGCCAUCCUUCUCUCCCAAUCAAACCCUUGUUGCUCUCUCCCUCUACCAAAGCCACGCUCUCACCAUUUCUCCUUUCCCAAAACCCUAACUGUUUACUCAAUUUCUACUUCCUUUUCUCCAAUUCUCAGUUUUACUGGCCGUCCACAUUGUGGCAGUAGUAGCACUACUAGUUUGGCGUUUUUGAGGUGUGUCUCGUCAAUCUCCUCAGCCUCCGCGCCGCAGCAGCAGACGACGGUAGACUGGAACGAACCAGUGUCGACCUCCGAAUUUGAAAAUGAUGGAAACAACCGCCCUGUGGUAGAGGAUUCCAAGUCUUCAAUUACUGUUCGAGCUUAUUUCUUCUCCACCAGUGUGGAUUUGAAGAGCUUAGUGGAACAGAACAAACCCAAUUUCAUCCCACCAACUUCCCGUAUGACUAACUAUGUCGUUCUUAAGUUUGGGAAUCUCGCUGAACCCAGUGGUUUGGGCACUUGCAUAACUGGAAGGAAUAGCUGUUACAUGGUAGUGUUUCAAUAUGGCUCUAUUGUCUUGUUUAAUGUCCGUGAACAUGAGGUUGAUGAUUACUUGAAAAUUGUAAGAAAACAUGCAUCAGGAUUGCUUCCUGAAAUGAGAAAGGAUGAAUAUGAGGUGAGAGAGAAGCCAACUUUGAACACGUGGAUGCAAGGAGGAUUGGAUUACAUAAUGUUACAGUUCUUGAAUAUUGAUGGAAUUCGCAUAAUUGGCAGUGUUCUUGGUCAAAGUAUUGCUCUUGAUUACUAUGGACGCCAGGUUGAUGGAAUGGUUGCUGAAUUUACCGACAUAAAUCGUGGGAUGGAAAAAACUGGAACAUUUUCCAUGGAUAGCAAAAAACUUUUUCAACUAGUGGGGAAAGCAAACUCUAAUCUUGCUGAUGUUAUUCUUAAGCUUGGACUUUUUGAGAGAUCAGAUAUUGCUUGGAAAGAUGCCAAAUAUGCUCAGAUAUGGGAAUAUCUAAGAGAUGAAUUUGAAUUAACUCAAAGGUUUGCAAGUCUUGAUUUUAAGUUGAAGUUUGUGGAGCAUAAUAUUCGCUUUCUUCAGGAAAUUCUGCAGAAUAGGAAAUCAGACUUCUUGGAAUGGCUCAUUAUCAUUUUAAUUAGCGUUGAAAUCAUCAUAUCUGUAUUUGAUAUUUCCCAUAGGUCAGGAUUUAAAUUCUUCAAAUUAUUUUAACAUCAAUGGCCAGCAAUCCAUCUGAUUGAAAGUGGCACGAAGUGUUAAGUCACUUGGUUCCUGUAAAUAGUUAGACUCAGAUUGUAUAUUUGAUUUUGUUGCUAAGUUAUAAUAUAGAGCUUUUGUCAA
Molecule: messenger RNA, 1487 nt
Organism: Hevea brasiliensis (rubber tree)
Lineage: Eukaryota; Viridiplantae; Streptophyta; Magnoliopsida; Malpighiales; Euphorbiaceae
Product: protein RETARDED ROOT GROWTH-LIKE
Exons: 7
Coding region: 123-1358 (411 amino acids)
Source: RefSeq, a predicted model, not a curated record